AAAUGCGUUGAUGUUUGUAAGAAGUCCGUCCCUAAGUUUAGUUUGGCCACGGUUUACGGUUGACCGUUCACGGGGUUUCAUCGACCGCCUGUCAGAAGCAUCAUCUCUCGGACCCACCGGCCAUCUGCGGUCCUGUCCGUCAAUGGCUGAUACACCCGCCGUCUCCCCGGGUCCAACAAUUGUUACAGAUAAAGGUGGAGGCAGCGGGUCAAACCCAGACUACAUAGCGUUCGUCCUUGUUCCUGUUUUCUUCCUCCUGGGCCUGCUCGGGGUCGUCAUCUGCCACGUGUUGAAGAGGAAGGGCUACCGCUGCACCACUGAGGCCCAGGAUGGAGAGGAGGCGGAGUGCGUGGAGGAAAACGAGAGAGACCUCGAGCUGGGGGGAGACAUUAACGACACCUUCAGUGACAACAACGACACAGUUGGACAGAUCGUUCGCUAUAUCAUGAAAAAUGAAGCAAACUCAGACGCCCUGAAAGCCAUGGUUCAUGAAAACAGCAUCGACUCUGACGGUCCUCCAUUAACUCCAACUUCCCCCGGCACCCCGACUCCACCGAUGACUCCCGUAUCACCAGGCGCUCCUCCGGGAGCCGCCAAACACACCUGCAACCACCUGCACACCAUCGGCGGCCUGGGGGGUCAGAAGAACAUCUGCACGCGCUGCAGCCAGAAGAAAUGGCCGCUGAUGAGGAGGCCGUCGGCACGCAAGGCCGAGCAGCGCCGCAGCCACCAUGGGGAGGUGACGGUGCUGGCCGUGGGCAGGUUCAGGGUGACAAAGAUUGAAAAACCAACAAGGGAGAGGCGGACUCUGCUGAUAUCAGACUCUAACGGCAGCGUUCCUACUUCUCCUGUCGAGGCGGAGCCAAAGAGCCGGACCACGUCAGAGUCUCAGCAGCAGGAGCAGACAGAAGACUCAGACAAAGAGAAACGAUAGAAAUCAAGGUUUUACAAAAACAGGACAAAGAAAACAUAUUGACACUAAUAUAAACCCAAACACAAACAUUCAAACAUCAGCACAGGAGGAGAAAAAGAGACAUCCCUCCGUGUUCCAGCGCCGAGUGAGCUCAAAGUGCUGCUGAUGAGGGUGACAGUGGCAAAAGUGACACGCACAGUCACACAGGCCAGGUAUUUACAAGCAGGGGGAUAUCAUUCCAUUUUCCUCCUAUAUUACACGUAUAAAGUGCCUUGCUUUAGCUCAUUAAGGCAAGGCAACUGUUUGAUGCUGCUGAACUAUGUUGUGUGUACAUAAGAGAGUUUCAUCAACCAGUUAAGUGAUAAAAAACACCCAAGAAAACCUGCUCAGCUUGUCUGAGAUUAAAUAUUAGGUUGUCAUUCCCAACCAGGAAGCAGGAACAACCUGAUUAAGUGGUCACAGAACCAGGAAGUAGACUGCGUCAAUGCUCUCGACAAGCUCAAUAUCCUGUUGUGACGUGAACAUGUCAGCAUUAUAGCGGCACACGUUUCAGACCAGUUUCUUCAAAUCUGACCUCCUAAGAAGAAGAGAAUAAGGCAUUCCAAAAGAUUUUAAACAUACGGUUCACUCAGUGUUUGUCCCUUAAAGCGACAGUGUUAUUAAUUUAAAAACAACACAACCUAGUCUUCGUAUUUUCAUUUUGCACGUGUCAGAAAAUCCAAACCUGUAAAUCUACUUGUAUUGUUUAUCUUUGCCCCUUUGCUGCUUUAAACAUCACAUCUGAAUAUCAUCAGCGUAUAAACCUAUCUAGUUUAACAUUAAAGAAGUCUUAAAUGAAUGUACAUGAACCCUUUACCAUCAAUCUGAAGCCAUAUCAUGAUUUAAAAGGUUUGAAAUUUAGUGGUUUAUAAGACUGAGAAGCUUCUUAAGAAUUAAGGGAAACGUAAGACUCCUGUUUUGGGCACUUAAACAACUUAAUGAAGUCACUAUACCUCGGCCUUAGCUGAUUUGAUUUUUUCAUAAACUAUCUUAUGUGAGUGACUAAGCUUUCGAGUAUCUUUUUAGUAAAGACAUAUUCAUCAAAUAUGUAUUUUUCUCAGAUAUUUGGGUCAUUUUAGACUUUUUUGUGUCAACUUGUGAAUGUCAUAUAGUGCCUCAUUUUUUAAAAACACUGUUUUAUAAGUAAUAACAUGGGAGUUUGCUUUUAUUGUUGUGUAAUGAAAAAAGUAAAUAAAUAUGACUAAUACAUAUCAUA
Cheilinus undulatus (humphead wrasse) is the source of this 2168-nucleotide messenger RNA. RefSeq names its product RELT like 1 (gene rell1). Gene Ontology annotation, biological process: positive regulation of p38MAPK cascade. Gene Ontology annotation, cellular component: plasma membrane. The transcript has 8 exons. NCBI's taxonomy places the organism in Eukaryota, Metazoa, Chordata, Actinopteri, Labriformes, Labridae. Bases 11 to 934 code for a protein of 307 amino acids. The record is from RefSeq and is a predicted model, not a curated record.